Seriola aureovittata is the source of this 1232-nucleotide messenger RNA. Its product is annotated as protocadherin beta-18-like. The record is from RefSeq and is a predicted model, not a curated record. Gene Ontology annotation, biological process: homophilic cell-cell adhesion. Gene Ontology annotation, cellular component: plasma membrane. NCBI's taxonomy places the organism in Eukaryota, Metazoa, Chordata, Actinopteri, Carangiformes, Carangidae. Bases 159 to 1232 code for a protein of 357 amino acids. Gene Ontology annotation, molecular function: calcium ion binding. The transcript has a single exon.
CAGGUAUGAUUUCUCAGAAGAAUCCCUUGUUUCCCCCGAAUAUUUUUUUUAUCGUGCUCGCUGUUGUAAAAUAUUGAAUUAUUGAGUCUGUUCUGGAAUAUAUUAUUUAUUUUUCUGGACAAUCAUUUGUUCAAACCGAAGACGCAUAUGUUCAGAGGAUGGGUAACAAAGGAUUUCCAGCGCUUCGUCCGAUCUUCUGCUUCGCUUCCUUUCUUGUAACGCUGCACCUCGUUUAUGGAGACCUGAGUUAUUCUAUUACGGAAGAGAUGAAACGAGGGUCUGUUAUUGGAAAUAUAGCGAAGGAUCUCGGUCUUGAUAUGAAGACCUUAUCUUCCCGAAAGGCCCGUGUUGAUUUUGAGGGAUCUAGUAAGCGGUACUGUGACAUUAAUCUGAGUACCGGGGAUUUGACAGCAAUGGAGAGAAUUGACAGAGAAAGCCUUUGUGGCAAGAAAGCAUCGUGUGUGUUAAAAGUAGAUCUGGUGUUAGAAAUUCCUUUGGAGCUUCAUCGUGUGAGUCUUCAUAUUCAAGAUGCAAAUGACAACUCGCCAAAAUUCAAAAAACAUUUAAUUCAAAUGGAAAUAAGCGAGUCAGCAGACAAGGGUAAUCGUUUCUCAAUCGAGGAGGCCCAUGACGCAGAUAUAGGUCAAAAUGCUGUUCAGAGGUACAACCUACAAAAGAACGACAACUUUAUUCUCGCUGUUGACAGUAACAAGGUUGAACUCGUACUGGAAAAUAAACUUGACCAAGAGAAACAAAAAGAGCUGAAUUUGCUUCUCACAGCUUUGGAUGGUGGGUCUCCUCAGAGAUCAGGUACCGUAGUCAUACACGUCACUGUGCUGGAUGCUAAUGAUAACGCCCCAGUGUUUAGCCAGGCCGUUUAUAAAGCCAGUCUGCCUGAAAACUCUCCUCCUGAUACCAUAGUGAUUAAAGCCAGUGCUACUGACGCUGAUGAAGGAGUGAAUGGAGACGUGACAUAUGACUUCGGUCAUAUAUCUGACGAUGAUGUAAAUGUUUUUUCUAUUGAUCCUAAAACGGGAGAAAUUAAAGUAACUGGUGUGAUUGACUUUGAAGAAGGGAAUUCUUUUGAAAUGAGAGUGCAAGCUAAAGAUGGUUUAGGGCUAACCUCAUACGCAAAAGUUAUAAUCGAUGUUACUGAUAUAAAUGAUAAUGCUCCAGUGAUAUAUCUAAAAUCACUGUCUAACCCCAUACCUGAGAACGUGAAAAUGUUAUAA